This is a messenger RNA of Tripterygium wilfordii, 996 nucleotides long. RefSeq lists its product as uncharacterized. NCBI's taxonomy places the organism in Eukaryota, Viridiplantae, Streptophyta, Magnoliopsida, Celastrales, Celastraceae. The coding region runs from base 304 to 783 and encodes 159 amino acids. The transcript is spliced from 3 exons. The record is from RefSeq and is a predicted model, not a curated record.
AGCGCAUCGCACAUAAUCGCGCGAUUCACUUUCCACCUCGCGCGACACCGGUCCUUGAUUUAAGUAAUUACGCCGCAAUCGCAUCGAUCCCUUCAUUACCAGCAACUUCCCUUGCUUCACCCGUACGUCAUUCUUUAUAACCCGACAGCGCCACCCACCAAAAGUUUUUUUGCCUGUACCUGGAAAAUGUGUAUCAAUAUAUAUGUAAGGUAUCAGUUAAAUGAUAGCAAGAGAAAUAGUUCGAGUGCUUCAUUUAAGUAGUCUCCCCUCAAAAACCCAACAAGUCAAAGCUCAAACGCUUUGAUGGUUCAUUCACAGAGCGAAAACAUGAAGUUCCUGUUAUGUCGUCGGUGUCCACUCUCUUCUUCAAGAAUUAUUAGUGGACGAAAUUGGGUGUGCAAAAGAAGUCCAAGAAAUAUUGUCCGUAAAAGGCCCAAACGAUUUCUCAACAGAAGACAAUCGCAUAAUAAGAGAGUAAAGAGUAGGAUAAUAAAGGAAGGCAUAGCACGGCUGAAGUCAGAAAUGACAGAGAUCAGCGUGGAGCAAAAGAGCAUCGCAGAGGGACAAAAACAAAUUCGGAAGAAGUACGAGGAGAUUAAAAGGGAACGUGAGCAAUUGUGGAAGGAAACAGAGCUCAUUUCGCAGCAGAGUCAUGGUAUCCGAAUUCGUUUGAAUUUAAUGUUCCAAAUAAUGAAAGCAAGAGUUGAGAGAGAUUCUGUCAAAGUUGCUCAACUUACUCUACAGCUCAGGGACUUGAUAGCGAAGCCAAAAGAAGAAAAAUAAGUGUUGAGGGAUCCGGAUGAAAGUAUUAAUGAAUUCGUUGCUAGCAUUGUGGGGGAAGAAAGAGGAAGGUUGUCAUUAUGUUGACAAAGGGAUAAAUAAGGAAGAUGCAAUAGUAUCAAGAAUGUGUGUGUGUGUAAUUUUGGCAUGUAAUUUCCUAUUUCCUAAGGCUUUGUUUGGUAUUUCUCUUGUUUAUUGUUUUGGUUUUCAAAAAAU